Molecule: messenger RNA, 1586 nt
Organism: Drosophila suzukii
Lineage: Eukaryota; Metazoa; Arthropoda; Insecta; Diptera; Drosophilidae
Source: RefSeq, a predicted model, not a curated record
CUGCCGCAGCUAAAACAGGGUGGCAACUCAGCGGCGCAACAACUGAAAAACCUUCGUCGCGCGCAUUGAAAACACUGCAGUCGCAGGGCAUAAAAUAUGCUCUACGCACCAUUGCUUAUUAGUGAAUAAUAACAAUCAGCAGUUAUUUUUACUUGCGCCGAGCAACGCCGCAUGCAAAUCGUCGCAAAAUGGCGCUUAGAAUUUGGAUAAGAAUCGAGCGGCGGAAAGCUUACGUAAGUGCAGAAGGCAACAACAACGUUGGAGGAAGAGAGGAAACAAGUUGCUGGGAAGAAACAGGGUGUUUCGUUCCUGCCCAGCCAUGUGGUUGAAGGGGUGAUCAGACCAUAUGAGUGAGACACCCUGUUUCCUGCCAGAGAGAGCCGCAGAGCGAGAGAGCAGCGCACCCACACAAGAACAACGAGUAUACAGCGGAAAGCGACGUCGGCAGAGCACUUUAGCCGACUAUUGCAGUACAUAAUGAAAUCGACGAAACCGAAAAUCAGAAACCAAACGGACCACUAGCGAGCUACAACUCUGCCACGGCUACACUUUAUACACUCACGAUGUACUCCUCCACCGCCUCGCUCGCCAGCACACACACACAGACAGCCGCGUGCGUGCGAGAGAGGAAGUAAAAAAUAAAUAUGAAGACGAAAAAAAGCAAAGUGCAUCUCACCAUGACAAUGGCGGAACCAUAAAAACACAUGUUCCCAUCUUGAAUCGAAGCGAAUUCGGCGGCCCACCUCCUUCGAAAAAAUGAAAAUAAAAUAAAACGGGCGAAAAAAUCUGUAUACGCGAAAAAGUUGAGCUGCUGAAACAUGGAAACCUUGCAGUUAUCGAUUCGCCUCGCUCAUUGCGCAAUGAAAAAUAGAGGUCGCGGAGAGAGCCUCUCUCUUUUCGAGGCACCUGCAACGGCGAUAGGAAAUGCAAAUCCGCCUUCCACUUUCCAGCUCAAAAGUUCAAAGUUCACAUGCAACUAUCAACUGGGUGCAGCGCAUGUCCGAGGUGCACCGAAAUCCCCGGACCGAAAAAAGGGAGGCAGAAAACUAUUCGCCUUCCAGGCGCCGCACGAAGAUUGGUGGCCUGGAAUUCUGCAGAUUGAAGUGAAUACCGUAUACAACGCUGAUCGAAUUAAAUUCGCAAUGGAAUCUAAUGUGCCUCCUGUCAUACCAAGUCGGCAGUAUCAUACCAAUUAGUUGGGUUUUCGUGGGUGGUCAGCAAAUUAUCAGAUAUUUGGGUUCCACCUGUGUCACCUGACUUUUAAUGUGAUAAAUUCACCUUUUGUAAAAUCAUGUGUACCUUUAAAACAAAAUUGUAUAAAUUGAAGUCUCAUGUUUGUCGAAUUUGUUGAGGAAGAUAUAUUUUUAAGCAAUUUUAAAGUAAAAUUAAAUGAAAACCUCAACUUGUUAAUGAUCCCUCUUUCUUUAUAUUUAUUCUUGUUGAUAGACUAAUUUUUGUUGUUUAAGAAAUUACAAAUGCAAUGUUGGUCGAAUACUAGGAACGUAAAAUAUUUGAUAUUUAAACAUGGCAUAACUAUUUUGUAUAAAAUUAUAUGUACUGAUCAAAUUAAACCGAAUGCCGAACAA